Mesocestoides corti is the source of this 1068-nucleotide messenger RNA. The record is from the annotation of a GenBank genome assembly. NCBI's taxonomy places the organism in Eukaryota, Metazoa, Platyhelminthes, Cestoda, Cyclophyllidea, Mesocestoididae.
AUGGAUGCUCACAGAUUGACCCUCCUGCACUUUAGCAUCAGUGGUUUGGCCCUUCUUAAUGAGCUCUCUGUGAUUGACAGUGAACACUUUAUUGAUUUUAUUUAUGGUCACCAGAUUCAUCCAUCCAAAGAACUAGGCGACAAGCACGAUUCCUAUCCGUCUUUGCCUUAUGAUUCAUGUCAUGUUACCACGGACUACUCCGCGCUAGUGGCCUUGCUAAUUCUCGGCGAUGAUCUUGGGCGCGUGAACAGACAGGCAGUUGUCGACGGGAUCCUAGCCCUCCAGACCUGCAACGGGAAUUUGAUGAAUGGGAGUCUCUUUUGCCCGGAAUUCGAUGCUCGCUUCAUCUUUAGCGCGGUCGCUUCCGCGUACAUUCUAGAUAAGCUGGACCAACUUAAUUUGGACGCCUUUGAAAAGUUCUUCGUUGGCUCAAUUACCUACGAAGGAGCUUUCGGCAAAUUACCGAAGCUGGAGUCUCAUGCUGGGAUUACCUACUGCGCGUUAGCCAGCUUAAAGCUAAUGAAUCGUUUGGACAAAGUGUUUCCAGCGGGAUCUUUCCAGCGUCAGAAACUCAUAAACUGGCUUCUGAGUAGACAACGAGGUGGCUUCAAUGGAAGGUCCCAAAAGGAGCCCGACACAUGCUAUACCUUUUGGGUUGGUGCUUCACUUAAAAUGCUUGACGCCCACAAAUACGUGGAGAAGAAGUCCCUGCUGGAAUUCGUCUGCUCCUCUUACGACCCGAUUGUUGGUGGUUUCAUGAGGUCGCCCGAUGCCAGUGUUGACCUUCUGCAUUCGUACAUGACUCUGGCUGGUCUUUCCUGCCUCCUAAUCGACCCCCUCUCUCCCGAAAUCGCCGGCAUGCCUUCCCCUAGCCUUAGCGAGUCCCUCAACGAUCUCCAACUGACCGAUCCGCCUAGCCUUGCCGUCUUUAGACACUUAUGUCAAAUCGUCCACGACGACGGCGGAACCGGCCUCGAACCGCUGGUUCCUGAACUCAAUCUCCCCCUGUCCACUUUCAAGCGUCUAAAGGACAUUCAUGCUAAGUGGCGCUCUGUUUCACAAUCAUGA